AUGGUGAAAUUACUUCAGAUUGUUCAUGACCACUGGGUUCGUGUGCUUGUCUCUAUGGGAAUUGUCUUAGGGUGUUAUCUAGACAGAAAGAGUGGUGAAAAGCUAACUGCCUUCUGGAACAACAGUAUGUUGUAUAAAAGAGAAUUGAGAUCCAAUGAAGAAGUUACAUGGAAGUAA
Molecule: messenger RNA, 177 nt
Organism: Cynocephalus volans (Philippine flying lemur)
Lineage: Eukaryota; Metazoa; Chordata; Mammalia; Dermoptera; Cynocephalidae
Product: NADH dehydrogenase [ubiquinone] 1 beta subcomplex subunit 1-like
Exons: 1
Coding region: 1-177 (58 amino acids)
Cellular component (GO): mitochondrion
Source: RefSeq, a predicted model, not a curated record